AUGAAGCAGUACACGUUAUCUCUAACCUCCGGCUUGAGGUUUGUGAUAAUUCUGCUUCCUGCGGCGUUGCUGAAACGGGUUUCCUUGCAAGAGCUGUGCAAUGUAUGCCUUAAGCACCUUGAGGUGAUGGAGUUCAAAAAGAAGAAGAGAGCAGAGGAGCGUGCGAGGGAGAGCCAGAAAACCAAGGAAAAAGUCUAUGCUGAUUAUGCUUGGAAAGAUCUACGUGAAGAUUCGACCAAACUGAAACAGCUUCGAGUGCCAGAGCUUAACAAGUACCUCAAGCACCAUGGACUACACCAACAUAUCAAAAGCCUUAAGAACGACAAGGUGAAGGUAAUGGCAAGGCAUUGGCUUCUCCAAAUGAAUCCUGAAGGUCCUGAUCCAUUAAUGCUGCAAACACGACUGAGAGAAAGAGAUGGAGCUGAUAAAGAAUCCUUAAAAAACAGUGACAGCGAUGAAGAUGAGUACAGCAGAAGUGAAAGCGAUGAUAAUGAUAAGAACGACAAUGAUUCCAUCAACUCUGGGGGUGAAGAUGUCAUCCUUGCCUUUAUCGAUGACGAGGAAGAAGUUGAGAGACCAGCAACGACACGCUCUGGAAGAUCCAUAAACAGAAGAUCGGAAAUUGACUUUUCUUUCUUUUGA
This is a messenger RNA of Porites lobata, 642 nucleotides long. Lineage: Eukaryota; Metazoa; Cnidaria; Anthozoa; Scleractinia; Poritidae. The record is from the annotation of a GenBank genome assembly.